CUAACUCGAGAUUUUUCUUCCAUUUGGUUAUAGGGUGAGAAGUGGAUUGAUCGCUACUACAAGUAGAGAUGGAAAUAUUCAGGGGUGGGGGCCACCGGUCGUAGAUGAUCGAGUGGUUCAGAACUUAACCCCUAAUAGCAGCGCAUAGCCAUACCUAGGACCGCACAAGCUAUCCGACGACGAGAAGGGUCCUAUGGCUACACCUCAACAUGUCAAGAGUACACCACCAGCACUCGAUGAUAUUAGACGCAAAGACCGAAACCCCAAGAGGACCAACGACAGUCAGCAUAGUGGAGGAACAAGGAGCCGAGAGACGAUGAAGGUGUCAGCGGAGGAGGGCAAGAGAAUCAUUGAUGACGAAAGAUACCCCCAAAUUUU
Messenger RNA from Neurospora tetrasperma FGSC 2508, 378 nucleotides. RefSeq lists its product as uncharacterized. The record is from RefSeq and is a predicted model, not a curated record. The transcript has a single exon. The annotation marks the transcript as partial. Lineage: Eukaryota; Fungi; Ascomycota; Sordariomycetes; Sordariales; Sordariaceae.